Molecule: messenger RNA, 291 nt
Organism: Cylicocyclus nassatus
Lineage: Eukaryota; Metazoa; Nematoda; Chromadorea; Rhabditida; Strongylidae
Source: the annotation of a GenBank genome assembly
AUGCGUGGAUUUCUUCAGCGAAAUUCACAGAAGCAAAGUCCCAAGGGAAAUUCGAAGCGGCCUGUUCACAUGCUUUGUCUGCCGAACUAUGUUGCUGCCUUACAACUAUUCGCUGACGAAGUAGCGUCAAAUGCAAUAGCCAUGGGCGAUCUACAACAAUUACGGCCGCUUGCUGAGAAAAUGGAGAAAGCUACUGAUAAAAUUAAGCUUUGGGGCGCUAUUGGACAAGUUUAUGCUGAUUACUGCAUGCUAAAAACAAUGGAUGAUGAGGAGGAUAGUGAAGAAAUGUGA